ACUACCUGAACUUGAUUUAUAAGCUCCUCAUCGCCUCUCUUCACUCUCUCGCUCUUAUUCCUCUCAGUGUUCUCCAGUCCAGAGUCCUCUCCUUCUCUCUCUUUCCCUGCAUCUCGUUAUUGAUUUUACUGAAUAGAAUGGGUAAGGAGAAGGUUCACAUUAACAUUGUGGUCAUUGGCCACGUCGACUCUGGUAAGUCGACCACUACUGGUCACUUGAUCUACAAGCUUGGAGGAAUUGACAAGCGUGUUAUUGAGAGGUUUGAGAAAGAAGCUGCUGAAAUGAACAAGAGGUCAUUCAAGUAUGCCUGGGUGCUUGACAAGCUCAAAGCUGAGAGGGAGCGUGGUAUCACCAUUGACAUUGCCUUGUGGAAAUUUGAGACCACAAAGUACUACUGCACUGUCAUUGAUGCCCCUGGACAUCGUGACUUUAUCAAAAACAUGAUUACUGGUACCUCACAGGCAGACUGUGCUGUCCUCAUCAUUGACUCCACCACUGGUGGUUUUGAGGCUGGUAUUUCCAAGGAUGGACAGACCCGUGAGCAUGCUUUGCUUGCUUUCACCCUUGGUGUGAGGCAAAUGAUUUGCUGCUGUAACAAGAUGGAUGCCACCACCCCCAAAUACUCUAAGGCUAGGUAUGAUGAAAUUGUGAAGGAAGUGUCAUCCUACAUGAAGAAGGUGGGAUACAACCCUGAAAAGAUUCCAUUUGUUCCCAUCUCUGGUUUUGAGGGUGACAACAUGAUUGAGAGGUCAACCAACCUUGACUGGUACAAGGGACCAACUCUUCUUGAGGCUCUUGACAUGAUCCACGAGCCCAAGAGGCCAUCUGACAAGCCCCUCCGACUUCCACUUCAGGAUGUGUACAAGAUUGGUGGUAUUGGUACUGUGCCUGUGGGUCGUGUGGAGACUGGUAUCCUGAAGCCGGGUAUGGUUGUUACAUUCGGACCUUCUGGUCUUACCACUGAAGUUAAGUCAGUUGAAAUGCACCACGAAGCCCUUCAGGAGGCACUUCCCGGUGACAAUGUUGGGUUCAAUGUGAAGAACGUUGCUGUGAAGGAUCUUAAGCGUGGUUAUGUUGCCUCUAACUCCAAGGAUGACCCAGCCAAAGGAGCUGCUAGCUUCACCUCUCAGGUCAUCAUCAUGAACCACCCUGGACAGAUCGGUAAUGGAUAUGCUCCGGUGCUGGACUGCCACACCUCCCACAUUGCAGUCAAGUUUGCUGAGCUUUUGACCAAGAUUGAUAGACGUUCUGGUAAGGAGCUGGAGAAGGAGCCCAAGUUCCUGAAGAAUGGUGAUGCUGGUAUGGUGAAGAUGAUUCCCACCAAGCCCAUGGUUGUUGAAACCUUCUCUGAGUACCCACCACUUGGUCGUUUUGCUGUGAGGGACAUGCGUCAAACAGUUGCAGUUGGUGUUAUCAAGAAUGUUGACAAGAAGGACCCAACUGGUGCCAAGGUCACCAAGGCUGCUCAGAAGAAGAAGUGAGCAUGUGUUGCUAUUGAAUAUCUCUUCUUUAAAGGACUAUCUUUUUUAUCUGCUUUUGUUAUUUAAAUUUUGAUAAACUUUUUAAGACUUUCUGAUAUAGCCCUUUUAAAGACUUUAUUAUAUGGCUCUAGUUACUCAUUCCAUUGUGCCCUGCCUUGCAACCAAUAAUUCUUAUAGUGGGAGCAAUUUUGUGUUUACUUGGUUGCUUAACGGGCAGUGAUGGAAGCUUAUCUGGAUGCCAUUUAUUUAUACUCAUUUACUGUUUUAGAUAUGUGCAGACUUUUGUUGGUAAAAACAGUUUCAAUUAAGUGUGCAAUUAUUCCAACUCUGGUUUUGUACUUUUUAUUAUGGUUCUCUGGAAUUGUUUUUCGAA
This is a messenger RNA of Ipomoea triloba (trilobed morning glory), 1854 nucleotides long. Its product is annotated as elongation factor 1-alpha-like. Gene Ontology annotation, molecular function: translation elongation factor activity; GTPase activity; GTP binding. The transcript is spliced from 4 exons. Gene Ontology annotation, biological process: translational elongation; translation. The coding region runs from base 138 to 1481 and encodes 447 amino acids. Lineage: Eukaryota; Viridiplantae; Streptophyta; Magnoliopsida; Solanales; Convolvulaceae. The record is from RefSeq and is a predicted model, not a curated record.